AUGUCUCCAGCGAAGAAGGAGACCUCUGCGGAGCUGUGUGGUCGGGUCACGGCUCAGGGCAACACCAUCGCUAUCCGUAUGCUUGAGUACCUUAGCUCAGCCAAGAAUGCCGUUCCCGGAUUUCAGAAUCUUGCCGCCGAUUUCGUCGAUCUUUGUCAAGAGUUGUGGUCUAUUGAGGCCGGCUUGACAGAAGCUGCCAAGUCAAGGAACGCCCUGCCUGUGGAAGUUGGGCAAGAGCUCGACAAGCGUGUACGACAAGUCAGCGACGAGUUCGUCGUCCUCGGUCAAAUGGUUGGCAAAUUUGUCGAGAAUGAAAACCACAAAGGAGGCUUUGGACGCAAGUUCAGGAUGAUGUUCGCAGAUACGGAUGUUGACAAGAUGCGCUCGACCUUGAUUCGCAGCCGCGACGCAUUAAAAGUGAGCUCUGCCAUGUUUAGAUGGACAAUUGGCGAAGCAAAGGCCGAUGCAUCUAUGGGUAUCGGAUACGCAGGCUUGAUUGCUGCCCUUGAACGCUUGAACCCAGCCAAAGCUGCCAGCUUGCCCUCGCUGCACCACCCACCUCCGUCUUCUGAUCUUCCUCCAACGCCACCGAUCAAGUCCAGUCAUACCGAGAGUUCAUUGGCACCUAGCCAUCGUUUGGAGCGGCCGUCUGUGAAUGAUACCGGCCGCUAUCACGGCGAGCCAGUGUAUGAGGAUGUCACCUCAGUGGAGUCUACCAAAUCGCGGGUUUUCAUGGAGGAGAAGAUGAACGACCUUAGUGUCCACGAACGCUACCUCCACGACAGCCAUCAACAAUCGAGACACGACUCCCCCUUGACAUCACCUUCCUGGCAGCCUCGAUCAUCGAACGGAUCGAAGCCAGCCGGCGGAAAGGCAGCUCUUAUCACAGCUGUAGAGCAGAGGAAGCACCAAGUUCUUGAGCAACUUCUUGAAGGCGGUGCCAGAGCUGACGGCCCAAUGGAAGCCGCCAUGCUCCAGAUUGCUGCGCAGCACCGCGACACGCAAAGCAUUGUGCUUCUCCUGCGCUAUGGCGCCGAUGCCAAUGGUUUUGAUCGCGAAGGCAUAACGCCGCUCUUCGCUGCUACGCGUUCACAAUGCUUCGAAAGCGCAAAGGCUUUGAUCAAACAUGGCGCCGAUCCCAACCUCAGUGCCGGACCUGACUCCGAGUCCCCUCUCGCAAUGGCUGCCAGCAAUAAUUAUCUUGAGCUUGUUCAGCUGUUCUUGGCCAACAAGGGUGACCCGAAUUUCAUCAUGGAGAAUGGUUCGACUGCCUUGGUGUCAUGCAUGAACAAGACCGUUUCGACGAAGCUUGUGGAAGCAAUGCUCGGAGCUAGUACAGACGCGGACGCAAAGAAUGGUGAGGGAACCACUGCACUGUUCCAAGCAAUUCAAGCCAACCGCGUCGAUCUCAUGACCUUGUUACUUGACGCAGGCGCAUCUCCCAAUAUGCCCGGCCCGAAACAUCCUCUAUGGCCUUCGACCUACAAGCCCCAGGCCUUGCAGCUACUGCUCGCUCGUGGUGCUGACCACCGCAAAACGCCAGGUGUUAUGGAGCUGGCAGCAAGUUUGAAGAAGUUGGAAUCGGUGAAGAUUCUCGUUGAAGCCGGUGUUUCACCAAACGUCAGAAAGGAUGGCGUCUGGACUCCACUGUGCUCAUCUAUACGCGACAACAACGAGGAGAUCUUUGCUUAUCUCAUCGAACACGGUGCCGACCCCAACUUCAAGAGUGCCGAGUUCCCUGCAUUCAAGUGUAUUACGCACAAGCGCCUGCACUUCUUGCCACGCCUUGUUGCUGCUGGUGCAGACCUUCACAAGCCGAAAGGUAUAAUUGAGACAGCCGUGGUUCACAAUGAUAAGGACGCAAUCCUGUACCUACUCGAACAGGGCGUCAACCCCAAUGACCGCUGCCCAGAAGGUGGUUCGACAGCUUUGACUACCGCUAUCCGUGAGAACAGGGGCGAUCUCGUUGACCUGCUCAUCUCUCGUGGAGCAGACCCCUCCGUCCGUGGUGAGAACUGGCCACUGUGCAUGGCUGUCAAGCAACCCUCCAUCUUGAAGAAGCUUCUCGCAGCAACACCAAACCCUCGUGCGUUCCGCGGUGUUGUCGAGAUGGCGGUAUGUGCGCACCAGCUCGAGAGCAUCAAGAUGCUGCUCGCAGCUGGCGUCAGCGUUGAAGACAAGAACUGUGGUGUCUUCAGCCCUCUUACCUCCGCCAUUCGUGAGAGGGACAGCGAGAUUGUCCGCUAUCUCCUCGACGUUGCGAAUGCGGAUCCAAACGCCCCUGGUGAGCAUCUCCCAUUGGUUAAGGCAUUGAGGAGGUACAACGGAGACACAGAGAUCCUCCGAAUGUUGCUCAGUCGCGGAGCCGACAUCAACAAGAUGCACAGGGGAUGGAACCCCAUUCUACAAGCUGUCGAGAACGGUGAUGCUGAAGUUUUGAAACUACUGAUCGAGAUGGGCGGUACGCCCGACCUACAAGCUCUCAAUGAAGAGGGCAGGCCAGUCAUUGACAUUGUGACGGAGCGCGGCUGGGAAGAGGGGCUUGCACUGCUCUUCCCAAAUGCUGCACCCAAUCAGAAGGCCAAUCAGUAG
Molecule: messenger RNA, 2592 nt
Organism: Parastagonospora nodorum SN15
Lineage: Eukaryota; Fungi; Ascomycota; Dothideomycetes; Pleosporales; Phaeosphaeriaceae
Exons: 3
Coding region: 1-2592 (863 amino acids)
Cellular component (GO): cytoplasm; nucleus
Molecular function (GO): protein binding
Source: RefSeq, a predicted model, not a curated record